UGAUGUUCAGGUGUAUAUCAGUAUGUAGUGUCUCUACUUUAAAGAGUCCUCUCCUGCUGAUGUUCAGGUGUAUAUCAGUAUGUAGAGUCUCUACUUUAAAGAGUCCUCUCCUGCUGAUGUUCAGGUGUAUAUCAGUAUGUAGAGUCUCUACUUUAAAGAGUCCUCUCCUGCUGAUGUUCAGGUGUAUAUCAGUAUGUAGUGUCUCUACUUUAAAGAGUCCUCUCCUGCUGAUGUUCAGGUGUAUAUCAGUAUGUAGAGUCUCUACUUUAAAGAGUCCUCUCCUGCUGAUGUUCAGGUGUAUAUCAGUAUGUAGAGUCUCUACUUUAAAGAGUCCUCUCCUGCUGAUGUUCAGGUGUACAUCAGUAUGUAGUGCCUCUACUUUAAAGAGUCCUCUCCUGCUGAUGUUCAGGUGUACAUCAGUAUGUAGUGUCUCUCCUGUGACAUGUCUCCAUGCUUUAAUGUUCAAAAAGCUUAGACUCCUUCUCUGCUCCUAAACACCGUCUCAGUUCCGUCUCAGUUCCGUCUCAGUUCCGUCUCAGUUCUGUCUCAGUUCUGUCUCAGUUCUGUAAGGUAAAGUCAAAAGUCGAACCCAUGCACCCUGAUCUUCCCUGUUUGAGUUGUUUGACUCACCCAAUCACAGUAAGUUCUUUUUUUUUACUUUUGUAUUUUAAAACUGUGAAGAGGAAGGAAGCCAGGCCGUUUUUUUUUACACAUUGACGAAGUGAAAGAGAGGCGUCCUCCUCAAAGGUUUUUGGUGACCGUUUUUCUCCUAUGUGUGAUCUACCUGCUGCUUUAUCUGAGGAGCAGCUAUGAGUUUCCCAGCAGCAGCGAGAGGAUUUGUCGUGUUCUUUCUCUCUGUGCAAGUGGUUCAGGGUCAGCAUGGCUGGGGAGUGACUUGCUCUUCUACUGAGAUCUGUGCAGUGAAAGGAUCAACAGUGGAGAUAAGCUGCAGAUACACAUACCCAUUUAGAUGGAGAGGUGGUGUUAACACAGUAGAGAAAACAUUCUGGUUUGCUAAACAGAAAGAUGGUGAACCUGUAGAUCUGAGAACAGACUCAGAGUAUGCAGGUCGUGUUGAGACUCUCUGUGAAAACAACAUCUGCACUCUGAGAAUCAGAAACCUGAGAGAGAGCGACUCAGCUCAGUACAGGUUCAGCAUCAAAACAAACCAGGCUGCAUAUAUUGAGAGUCCUCGAGUCACUUUGUCCGUCACAGAUCUCCAGGUGAAGGUGAGCAGAGCAUAUUUAGCCCAGGCAGAGCUGCGGUGUCAGACCAGGUGCCCUGGACCGGAUCAUACUUCCUACGUCUGGUACAACAAUGGAGAGAAACUUUGGACAGGAAUGUCUUCCUCUCAUUUCGUCAACUUUAGUUCAGCAGACAGCUAUUCCUGUGCUUUAAAUGGAAAUGAGAAUCACCGCUCUCCUUCAGUGUGUUUGCUGCCGGGCGGACUACAGACAAGUAGUUUGUUUUGGCCUUAUAAUAGUUGUAUUUCUACACCUUCUCCUCCAGACGCUCCAAAGCUCCCCUCUGUGUCAGUCAGUCCCUCUGCUGAGAUAGAGGAGGGCAGUUCAGUGACUCUGACCUGUAGCACUAAUGCUAACCCAGCAGCUAACUACACCUGGUACAAGGAUGAGACUUCAUACUCCUUGCCUCUGAAAGAAGAACCUCAGCUUGUCCUCAGCUCGAUCCACUCCUCUGACUCUGGAGUGUAUUUCUGUACAGCUAAGAACAAGCUGGGAAGGAGGACAUCGAAAAAGUUAUUUAUUGAUGUGAAACAUAAGUCACCACUGAUCAUGAACAUCAGCAGGCUGACUCUGGUGGCUCUGAUCCUGACUCCUCUGCUCCUUUUAUGUCUCUGGAUGAGGAAGAAGAAGAAGGCUGUGAGGUCCAUCUCUGAACUGCAUGAACCCAUACAGAUGGUGGAGUUGGACCCUUGUUCUGUGUAUGAGAACAUCUCCGACCUGAACAUGGUCUCUGCAGCACGGACAGAAGAACCAGAGGAGCUGGUGUGAAGGUUGGCCCGCUCUCAGUCGGCUGUGUGUAGAAAACAAACCCAAAACAACUUUACAUUACCGAGAGAUAACUCACCCGAACUGUACGGUGUGGAAUUUAUUUGUUUGGGUAAAAUGCAAGUGUCAUAAAAUGUAAAGAGUGAAAGAAUUUGCAACACACACACACACACACACACACACACACACACACACACACACACACACACACACACACACACACACACACACACACACACACCAAACGCCUUACUUAUUGUGAUCCUCAUAUUUAAUCCACCUUUUCAAGUAUUUUUAUACCAGAUUUGUGUUCGAUCGUAGUUAUUUUUCUAUUUUUUUACUGAAAUGAUGCUCACAUUUGACUUCCGGUUGAUAAACAAAGGCUGAACCAGUUCCUCAUUGCUAUACUCCUAAGUAUUCUUUCAACAUUGGUCCCAGUUCCUCUUUUACUUCGUCUUAAAUUAUGCGUCAAUGUUUAAUCAGGAAUCUUGAAAAGGGGACUUCUCUCUCAACUAUACACAUGUGACUGAGUUUAAUUUGAAUCCUUUUUUUUAGCUUUUGUUUUCCGAGAAAUCAAUAUGUUGUGCUGUGCCAUUUUUAUCAUGUGACAUUUCAUAAAUAAAAACACCCAAAGGGAAAUGACUUUCA
This is a messenger RNA of Eleginops maclovinus (Patagonian blennie), 2657 nucleotides long. Its product is annotated as myelin-associated glycoprotein-like. NCBI's taxonomy places the organism in Eukaryota, Metazoa, Chordata, Actinopteri, Perciformes, Eleginopidae. The transcript is spliced from 7 exons. Bases 810 to 2012 code for a protein of 400 amino acids. The record is from RefSeq and is a predicted model, not a curated record.